UUUAAUUCAGCCGACGAAAUGAAACAAAUCUCAUGGCUGGAUGGAGAACUAAGAGCCAAGUCAAGGAUAUGGAGAGCAAGGAAAUGCCCCUUCCAACUCUGUCUCCUGCUGUUCCUGCCUUUGUGAAGCUGGGGCUGACUGUCGCUUACACUGUCUUUUACUCCUUGCUUUUUGUGUUUGUGUAUGUGCAGCUCUGGCUUAUCCUACGCUACAGACACAAGAGGUUUAGUUACCAGACGGUGUUUCUCUUCCUCUGCCUGCUCUGGGCUGCUCUGAGGACCAUCCUUUUUUCAUUUUAUUUCGAAGACUUUGUGCAGGCUAACUCGCUUGGUCCCUUUGCUUUCUGGUUACUUUACUGUUUCCCAGUUUGCCUCCAGUUCUUCACCUUAAGCUUGAUGAAUCUAUACUUCACUCAGGUGAUUUUCAAAGCAAAAUCCAAGUACUGCCCAGAGCUUCAAAAAUACAGGCUGCCCCUUCAGCUGAUUUUCCUGCUAGCCAGUCUCUUAUUCCUUGUGGUAAAUUUGACAUGUGCAUUGCUUGUGAAGAUCAUGCACUCCGAAACAAAGACCAUUGUGUUUGUCCGUGUAGCAAUCAAUGAUACCCUUUUUGUGCUGUGUGCAAUCUCACUGUCUGUGAGUCUCUACAAGAUUGCUAAAAUGUCCCUCGCCAAUAUAUAUUUAGAAUCUAAGGGGACAUCUCUGUGUCAGAUUGUGGUGGUGGGUGUGUUAAUUAUAUUACUGUACACAUCAAGAGCCUGCUACAACCUGGUUGCUAUCACACUCACCUCUUACAACCACAUCAACAUGUUUGAUUAUGACUGGUACAAAGUGUCUGAUCAGGCAGAUCUACAGAUCCAGUUGGGUGAUAAAGGAUAUCUAGUAUUCGGAGUGAUCCUAUUCAUCUGGGAACUGCUGCCAACGACUUUAGUUGUCUUCUUCUUUCGCGUAAGGAGACCCAUCCGAAAUCUGACAGGAAACGGAAUAUCGUGCAGUCAUGGAUUCACUUCCAGGGCUUUUUUCUUCGAUAAUCCUCGACGAUACGACAGUGAUGAAGACUUAGCCUGGACUGCCGCUUGUCACAGCGCACUCAGCAGCUCGUCAAGCAUAUCCCAAAUUAACGAUUACUAUGGAACCAAGAACCAAAGUUACAAUUAUGAGGAAUUUGCUUCCUUCGCUUCAGAUGCCCAGGUGUCAAUACAUGCAGAGAUCCAUCCGCAAAAUUCCCCAACACUCUUGACCUGAACAGGGAUCACGUCUCAAUAAGCUGAUCACCCAUUUUUUUUUUAAAACUAUCAAGUAUUUCAGAAACAAGCACAGUAAAAAUGGAUAACUAGAAUGAUGGUUGGUUUGGACCAUGUGUGUGUAUAAACACAAAAGUUUGUACUGAAUACUGUUUUACUGACAUAAUACUAACUUUGUAAAUAUGCUUUUUCUUGUAAAAAAUGUUUUUCCAUUUAUUUGUGUAAUUUAACCUUAUGUAUAGAUGUGAUUAAAAUUGCUUCAGUUUCUGUAAAUAUUGUACACUUACCACUUCAGAGCCUGCAAUGAAUCACAAUAAAUUUUAUCCUGU
Molecule: messenger RNA, 1569 nt
Organism: Carcharodon carcharias (great white shark)
Lineage: Eukaryota; Metazoa; Chordata; Chondrichthyes; Lamniformes; Lamnidae
Gene: gpr137ba
Product: G protein-coupled receptor 137Ba
Exons: 7
Coding region: 33-1241 (402 amino acids)
Biological process (GO): regulation of autophagy; negative regulation of osteoclast differentiation; positive regulation of TORC1 signaling
Cellular component (GO): lysosomal membrane
Source: RefSeq, a predicted model, not a curated record